AUGUCCAAAUUGAACGCUGAAACGAUUAUAAGCGAAUUGCCCAAGAAGAUUGCAACGUUGACGCUGAAGAUUACGAUCCAAUCUGCACUUAUUGAGGCACAAAACAAGAAAAUUGAUAAUCAACAGCAAACGAUUAAUCACUUAACGAAGGUAAUUGAAGAUUUAACCACUAAAAUCGACAAGCUGCUAACAUCAACAAGUGUGAGUGAGAUACAAGAACCAACUAAGAUGGCCGCUACGCAAGGUGUAAGCGAGACACUAGCAGUUGCAGCAGCAAACGUGCCAGCGCCGAAUGUAACGAGUCGCGCGCGCCGAGCGAUGGAACGAAAUAAAUCUAAGGGUGUGCACACACACAGCAGUAAUACUGAUGAAAAUGUGACAUUGUCUAAACAGCAGCUUGUGGGGAAACCAGAAAAAAAGCUACACGGAUUAGGAUGGGAGUGA
Molecule: messenger RNA, 444 nt
Organism: Arctia plantaginis
Lineage: Eukaryota; Metazoa; Arthropoda; Insecta; Lepidoptera; Erebidae
Source: the annotation of a GenBank genome assembly